Patella vulgata (common limpet) is the source of this 2820-nucleotide messenger RNA. Its product is annotated as amidase-like. The record is from RefSeq and is a predicted model, not a curated record. Bases 70 to 1641 code for a protein of 523 amino acids. NCBI's taxonomy places the organism in Eukaryota, Metazoa, Mollusca, Gastropoda, Patellidae. The transcript is spliced from 11 exons. Gene Ontology annotation, molecular function: catalytic activity.
AUUCACGCUGCACAGUUAGUAACAGAUGCAUAUAUUAUUUAGGCUUCAACAGAUAACGCUGACUAACCAAUGAACUACAUUACAACCAAAUCAACGAUGGCCUCGGGACAGGGUUUAUAUAAAUCACCAGCUGUUUGUCCACCUACCGAAGAUGAUUUACAGAAAUUAUCAGAAGAAUUAAAUUUAAAAUGUACAACAGAAGAAAUACAAGCUAUAACAGCGCAAUUUAAAAGUACAGCAACUUCCUAUCAACGUUUGUCAGAACUUCCAGAACCCGCACUUCCGGUUAAAUAUCCAAGAGUUCCAGGUUACAGACCAGCAGAAAAUGACAACCCAUAUAAUGCAUGGAGUUGGAAAUGUGAUAUCAAAGGUGCCGCUACAGGUAGAUUAGCAGGUAAAACUGUGGGUAUUAAAGACAACAUUGCCGUAGCAGGGGUACCUAUGAUGAAUGGUAGUAAAAUAUUGGAAGGUUAUGUACCAGAAUUUGAUGCUACAGUCGUCACUAGAGUCCUAGAUGCUGGAGGAAGAAUUCUGGGUAAAACGGCGUGUGAGGACCUAUGCUAUAGUGGAUGUAGCAGUACCUGUUCUAGCGGACCAGUGAGAAAUCCGGUUGAUGAAACCAGAACUGUUGGUGGAUCUAGUUCAGGCAGCGCUGCUCUAGUGGCUGGUAAGGUGGUAGAUAUGGCUAUUGGAGGUGAUCAAGGUGGUUCCAUCAGAAUACCAGCAUCAUGGUCAGGUAUAGUAGGAAUAAAACCAACCUGGGGUCUUGUACCAUAUACUGGUGCCAUGCCUAUAGAACUUACUGUUGAUCAUUUAGGACCAAUGGCAGCCAAUGUUCACGAUUGUGCUCUUCUCUUAGAGGUUCUCGCUGGUUACGAUGAAGGACGAGAUCCAAGGCAACCACGUGAUUUGAAAAGUGAACCAUAUACCACUUUAUUAGAUAAAGGUAUCAGCGGGAAAAAGAUUGGACUGCUACAAGAAGGUUUCUCCAAUUGUACGGAACAAGAUGUCGCUGAAAUGGUAGAACAGGCUGCCCUGACAUUAGCAAAGGCUGGAGCUAAAGUUGAAAAGGUUUCGGUACCGAUGCAUUUAGAUUCAUUGGCCAUUUGGACAGGAGUGGCCAUGCAGGGGGCAUACAAUAACAUGAUCCUUGGAAAUGGAAACGGCUACCAAUGGAAAGGGUAUUACGCAACGUCGCUACAGGAAGCAUUUUUCCGGGGGCACAGAACUCGACCGUAUGAUAAUUCUAAAGCUGUUAAAAGGCUGUGUUUGACUGGAGAAUAUAUGAACAGAAAUUAUGGUAAUAAAUUUUAUGCGAAAGGCCAGAACCUGACAACGGUAUUAACCCAAGCCUAUGAUAAAGUUCUACAAGAAUAUGAUGUCUUAAUUCUACCAACUUUACCAUAUAAGGCAACAAAACUUCUACAAGCUGAUUGCUCAACGACUGAUUACAUUGAGACAGCAUCAACGAUGCUUAUUAAUACAGCAGCAGCCGACUCAACUGGUCAUCCCGCACUCUCUAUAAACGCGGGAAAUAUUGAAGGACUUCCGGUUGGUAUGAUGAUCAUGGGACGUCAUUUUGAUGAAACAACAGUUUUACAAGUGGCACGGGCGUUUGAGAAAAUUCGAGAUGGAAAAUGAGAAGGACGGCGAAGAUUUAGUUUAGUUUUAUAUUUUCCGUUUUUCAGAAUAUUGAAAGAUAUAACUAUUUUAGGGGUAUAAUAAAAUAUAAUUAGCAUAACAUUACUAUAAGCAUGGGUGUCAAAAAGGGGUAUCUAUUGCAUCAUAUUCGAGUAGACCAACAAUUGGACAUGAAAACAAUUACUUUAAGGGCCAAUCUCGAUUAUAGUUUGGAGAAUAAAACUGCUUAAUUUUGUGUUAAAAUUGCUUAAAAUCGUGCACAUAAGGGCCGAACAACUAACUCCAUAUAUGUGACACAUUGUCAAACAACUUAAACCUGUCAGUCUUCAUCUGGAAAUGGAGACCGGUGUCCCAAGCUGUAUUAUGCUGUGUCUGGAUAAAACCAGACUUUUAUGUUAUAAAAAUAAGGUGUAUGUGAAAUUUACCUUUCGUUAUCAAGUACAGCAUGUGGGCCAUGCACCGUAUAGACCUCUAAAAGAACGGCAAUAGAUUAUCAGGUCACCCAACCAAAACAAAUGACCCGAAAUCUUAAAAGGGUAACGUGUCCGGGUAAGCAGUUUUGACGUUCACGUCCAAACGACUCAAUAUUUUGGGCUGAAAUUUUGAGACAAGGUAAAUACACCAGUCCUCUAUAUUACAUACGUACACGGACUUUUAGUUAAAAACAUAGUUUAAUAUGAAAUAUCACCUGUAUUGAUUGAUAAAUCAAAAUAUACCAAGCGCGUUUUAUAACGACACGGGUGUAACACGUAGUGUUAAAGUAGUGAUUUCAGGGGUUGUAAUGAACGUGUAUUUGGGUAUAACGUCUAUAGGUUAUAAAUAAUAUAUUCUACUUAGUUAUCAGGAGUAGACAUAGAUAUAAUAGUGUAUUUGCUGGAUACAGACACUUCGUGAAGGUAUUCUUUUUCAAUUGGGGAUAUAUUUAGGCUAAUUAAUAACCCUGCAAAACAUAUUCGGUCAAUGCCGUUAGAAUGUCGGUGAUCAAAAUAUAGCCUCGGGUAGCAGUGAGGGGAAACCGGGAGACCCGGAGAAAACCCACGAAGUUAGUCAGGCGACUUAUCCCUUAGUCUAUUGGUAGUCAGGUACAAGCGCAGUAUCGAAACCGCACCCUACAGAUAAUAACUUGUAAUAGAUUUUGUAAUUUCAUAAUUGUUAUAGUUUUCCUGUAUUUAUGUGUUA